Thyridium curvatum is the source of this 2166-nucleotide messenger RNA. RefSeq lists its product as uncharacterized. NCBI's taxonomy places the organism in Eukaryota, Fungi, Ascomycota, Sordariomycetes, Thyridiales, Thyridiaceae. The coding region runs from base 1 to 2166 and encodes 721 amino acids. The record is from RefSeq and is a predicted model, not a curated record. Gene Ontology annotation, biological process: regulation of DNA-templated transcription. Gene Ontology annotation, molecular function: DNA-binding transcription factor activity, RNA polymerase II-specific; zinc ion binding. The transcript has 4 exons.
AUGCCUUCUGAUCCGGCGGCCCCUGGCGGUCAGCCAUUGAACCCCCAGCUGCGUCGUCUGCUCCCAGCACCUGUGACCCCGCCCGUUACACCGCCGGAAGCAGCAGUGUCUCCAGCUGCGGCGGCGGCAGAACCUCCAGCAGCAGCGGGAGCAGCAGGAGCAGCAGCAGCGCCGCCGCGCAGGCUGCCCGCAAAGAGACGCCUCGAGAAGGCGCGCGCCGCCUGCACUGUGUGCCGCAAGCAAAAGGCCAAAUGCACCGGCGAGAGGCCCUCGUGCCGCCGCUGCGUCCAGCGGCGCUACCAGUGCCAGUACAGCACGCAGCCCGGCGAGACCGAGGCGCAGGCCACGCGGCGCGACUACAUGCACAUGCGGGAGCGCGCCUCGGCCCACGAGGAGGUGUUCGACCUGCUCAAGAGCCUGCCGCAGACCGAGGCCCAGGGCGUGCUGCACCGCAUCCGCGCCGGCACCGACGUCGACACCAUCCUCAGCCACGUCAAGGCCGGUGACGUGCUGCUGCAGAUGGCCGUGGCGCCCGAGACGCGCUUCCGCUACGAGUUGCCCUACAAGGCCGAGAUCCCCGCCGUGUACCUAUCCGACAACCCUUACCUAGAGUCGCUGCUCUUUGAGUCGGCGGGGCUCUAUCCGGGUGCGCAUGGUAGGCGGGACUGGUCCGCCAUGGAUAUUGAGGUGGGCUCUGAAGGAUAUCAGGACCUCUACUUGAAGCCCUUCCAUGCUGCCCAGCUCGUCGACCCUCUUCUGUCCGGCGUGAAGCCGUCGGUGUGGACCAACGUGUGCCAGGACGAUGUGCUUAUGCGCGACUUGCUGAGCGUGUGGCUCAGAUGUGAGCACCAUUUCACCGCGAUAGUCCAGAAGGAUCUCUUUCUGGAGGACAUGGCUGCGCAGCGGACCGACUUUUGCUCGUCGUUGCUUGUCAACGUUUGCUACCCGCAAUUUUCUAACCGCGUCGAAUACUGGAACCCGAACACGCUUCACUACCGAUUCCUUGCCGAGGCGAAGCGCCUCUGGGAGCUGGAGGCUAUUGCAGCCAGGAUCACUACCGUACAGGCGGGUGUGACCUUCAACGUCAUCUACAAUCUGUCUGGCCUGGACGAAAUUGGGCAUGCAUAUCGGAUCCAUGCCGUUGCCCUCGCUCACCAACUGCACCUCUUUGAUAUUGAGUCCUCGGUAGGGUUGAGCGAGAGGAUGCGAAGAGGGAGGGCCUACACUGCCUGGGCUCUGUACAAUUGGGAAGCACUCACGGCAUUCUCCUUUUUGAAACCUCCACUGCUGACAAAGCCUCCUCCCUGGGUACUGCCGGAUCCAGCUAAAGAAUCCCAGUUCUACGGCGAGAUGUGGGUUAAAUAUCCGCUGAGCAACAGUCUCUCGCCGUCGUACUUUGGCCUCGUCUUCAAGGCGAAAUCCCAGUUCCGGAUCAUCAUGAGCGAGUUUUGCCAAAUCGCCUAUGACAAAGACUUGAGUGUCACCGUGGACAAGGCUUAUGAGCUGUAUUGGCGGAUGAGAGCUUGGUUCGGCGGCUUGCCGCUACAGCUGGCGGCCAAGAGGAUUGUACUUCCCGGGCACUUGCAGCUUCACAUAUACUACCACCAUCUACUCUUGACCAUUUUCGAGCCACUGUUAGACACCAGGACGGACCAGCAGCCGUCUCCGCAGCAGAUCGUCGCCGACGCCAAGAGAUUCAUCCAGACGCUCAUUCGGCUCUACUACCUCCGGCACGGCUUCGAGGCGAUGGACCUCUUCAUCGUGAUCCCGCUCAUCCUGGCCGGGUACGACUGCCUCGACGCCAUCGGCGACGAGACGCCGGCCGAGGAGCUCGAGACGCUGCGGUCGACGCUGCUGCUGGUGGCCAAGGGCCUGUACAACCAGCGGCACAACCACUACCUGGCCGAGGCGCUGUACCGGGUGAUCCGGGGCCGGAUGCGGGCGCGGGAGGCGGCGCUGCUGCGGGAGGCGAUGAGCCUGCCCGAGGACGAGCCGAGCGGGCGCGCGGAGAUGGUGCAGGCGGUGCGGAGCCACUGGCCCGUCAGCGUGGUGCGCCGGGCCGAGGACAUGGACGGGCGGAUGCUGGGGAAGCUUGUGGAGAGCUAUGCCGGGAUGCAGUUAGGGGAGGGAGAGGGCGGCGGCGGCGGCGGCGGCGGUGGUGGGUGA